UUAUUACACAUUUACACCCGCUGAAAUAACGAAUAAAAAAACAAAAAGAGUGAAAAAGACAACCCUAUCACUAGAUCUAAUCUUGAAUCCGAAACACCGAGAAAAUCUUCAGACAGCUGAAACUGAAGAAUCAUUGGAAGCUGAAAAUUCUCGAAAAGACAAACCCACAUACAUAGGAGUGGUUUGAAUAUUGGAAUGGGAGCAGGAUUUAUGUAGGAUACAGGUUUUUGAGAAAGUUGAGGUUGGUUUGAUAGUGAGACAAACAUGGGCGAGAAAUUUUGGGUGAAUGGAGAAAAGGGUAUGGUGGAAUCAGUGUUGGGUGUUGAGGCCUGUGAAUUCUUGAUCACGUCGGCUUCCAAAAACUUAUCGAAUGAUUUGGUUUCGCCACCUGUUAGUUUGGGUGUGCAGCAGGGUCUUGUCCAGCUUGCCGAAGGUUUCAAUUGGAGUUAUGCGAUUUUCUGGCAUGCAUCUGGCUUGAAAACUGGUGGGUCUAUAUUGGUCUGGGGUGAUGGAAUUUGCCGGGACCCGAAGGGCCAGGGGAUUGGAGAUGGAAGCUCUAGUGGGGAUGGCAAAUUGGAGGGAGCUGAGAAGAGAAAAGAGGUGAAGAAGCGUGUGCUUCAAAAACUGCAUAUGUGCUUUAAUGGAACAAACGAUGAUAAUUUUGCAGCCAGUUUGGAUGAGGUUUCAGAUGUGGAGAUGUUUUACUUAACCUCAAUGUAUUUUACAUUUCCGUGUGAUUCAACAUAUGGCCCCGGGGAGGCAUACCAGUCUGGUAGAUCAAUUUGGGCGCUGGGCAUGCCUAGCUGUUUAGGUCAUUAUCAAUUGAGAUCGGUUUUAGCAAGAUCAGCUGGGUUCCAAACAGUGGUGUUUUUGCCUGUUAAAUCUGGAGUUCUGGAGCUUGGUUCGGUCAAAUCAAUUCCUGAGCAGCAUGAUUUUGUGGAGAAGGCAAGAAGCAUCUUUGGGGCUUCUAAUACUGCACAGGCAAAGGCAGCUCCAAAAAUUUUUGGACGUGAACUGAGUUUGGUUAGCUCAAAAUCACGAUCAAUUAGCAUUAACUUUUCCCCCAAGGUUGAAGAUGAACUGAUUUUCACCUCAGAACCUUAUACAAUGCAAGCAAUGAGUACGGAUCAAGAUUAUGGAAGUACUUUUAGUGGGCACCCUAGUGAUAAGAAUGAAGCAAAACUGUUUCCGCAUCUGAACCAAACCAUUGUGGGUUUCAAUGCUGACACAUUGGUGGGUGGUUUGGAGCAGCCGAAGGAUGACUUGUCUCCUCAGGGUGAUGAGAGGAAACCUAGGAAGAGAGGAAGAAAGCCUGCCAAUGGAAGAGAAGAGCCACUGAAUCAUGUGGAAGCAGAGCGACAGAGGAGAGAAAAGCUCAAUCAGAGAUUUUAUGCAUUAAGAGCUGUGGUUCCCAAUAUCUCUAAAAUGGACAAGGCCUCUCUGCUUGGAGAUGCCAUUACCUUUAUCACUGAUCUCCAGAAGAAGAUCAGGGUUUUAGAAACUGAAAGGGGGAUGGUAAACAAUAAUCAAAAGCAGUUGCCAGUGCCAGAGAUUGAUUUUCAGCCUAGACAGGAUGACGCAGUUGUGAGGGCAAGCUGCCCUAUGGAGUCUCACCCCGUUUCUACCAUCAUAGAAACAUUCAGAGAACAUCAAAUCACUGCUCAAGACUGCAACAUGUCCGUGGAGGGUGAUAAGAUUGUUCACACAUUCUCUAUCCGGACGCAAGGUGGUGCUGCUGAUCAGUUGAAGGAGAAACUAGAGGCUGCACUUUCUAAAUGAUCUAUCUGUAUAUUUGUAUUUAUACCAUCAGACAUAGUCCUCGAAAAUUAGAUUUUGUACCGAUGAAUUAGCUUCUAUAGUUAAGUUCGAAGAUAGAGCUAGCAGUCACUGUUCACUUUGUAGCAAGUCCAGGGGCAAACUCUGAAAAUAUCCCUCAGGUAAGCUCCAGCUGGGAAUUUGGACAUGAUUAGAGCAAAACAGCCUGUGCUAUCCCAUUACGUUGGUCCGACUAUUUUCUUUUUUCAAUGUGAUUCUCCUUUGCAUCUUGAGGAUUUCAAAGUAUCGGACCUUACUUUCA
Populus euphratica (Euphrates poplar) is the source of this 2077-nucleotide messenger RNA. Its product is annotated as transcription factor bHLH3-like. The transcript is spliced from 2 exons. The record is from RefSeq and is a predicted model, not a curated record. Gene Ontology annotation, molecular function: transcription cis-regulatory region binding; DNA-binding transcription factor activity; protein dimerization activity. NCBI's taxonomy places the organism in Eukaryota, Viridiplantae, Streptophyta, Magnoliopsida, Malpighiales, Salicaceae. Gene Ontology annotation, biological process: regulation of DNA-templated transcription. Gene Ontology annotation, cellular component: nucleus. Bases 265 to 1779 code for a protein of 504 amino acids.